ACACUGCUUUUCUAUGUUAUAUUAUACUGCCGGUUUCAUUGGUGAAGUCAGACAGUAUUCGUCGUGUGAAGCGGAAAGAAGUGUGUUUGUUGACUACAAGCAGGAAAUAUUUGUUAAGCUUAAAGUUUAUAUAUAUUAAAAAAAAAUAAAAUGCGUGAAAUUGUACACAUCCAAGCUGGUCAGUGCGGCAACCAAAUUGGAGCUAAGUUCUGGGAAAUAAUUUCCGAUGAGCAUGGCAUCGAUGCGACUGGCGCUUACCAUGGUGACAGCGAUCUGCAGCUGGAGCGCAUCAAUGUGUACUACAAUGAGGCGUCCGGUGGCAAAUAUGUGCCCCGUGCUGUCUUAGUUGAUCUGGAGCCUGGCACCAUGGACUCGGUUCGCUCGGGCCCAUUCGGCCAGAUCUUCAGACCCGAUAACUUUGUGUUCGGCCAGUCUGGUGCUGGCAACAACUGGGCCAAGGGCCAUUACACAGAGGGCGCUGAGCUUGUUGAUUCGGUGCUCGAUGUUGUGCGCAAAGAGGCUGAAUCGUGCGAUUGCCUGCAAGGCUUCCAGCUAACACACUCCCUGGGCGGCGGCACUGGUUCCGGCAUGGGUACCCUGCUCAUUUCCAAGAUCCGUGAGGAGUACCCCGACAGAAUCAUGAACACAUACUCGGUUGUGCCCUCGCCAAAGGUAUCGGACACCGUUGUGGAGCCCUACAAUGCAACGCUGUCGGUCCAUCAGCUGGUUGAAAACACAGACGAGACCUACUGUAUCGAUAAUGAGGCCCUCUACGAUAUCUGCUUCCGUACACUCAAGCUGACGACCCCAACAUACGGUGACUUGAACCAUCUCGUCUCCCUGACAAUGUCUGGCGUCACCACUUGCCUCCGCUUCCCUGGCCAACUGAAUGCUGAUCUCCGCAAACUGGCAGUCAACAUGGUUCCAUUCCCACGUCUGCAUUUCUUCAUGCCUGGCUUUGCGCCCCUGACAUCCCGUGGCUCCCAGCAAUAUCGUGCACUGACCGUUCCCGAGCUGACUCAACAGAUGUUCGAUGCCAAGAACAUGAUGGCUGCAUGCGAUCCUCGUCAUGGACGUUAUCUGACCGUCGCUGCCAUCUUCCGUGGACGCAUGUCCAUGAAGGAGGUCGACGAACAGAUGCUGAACAUCCAGAACAAGAACAGCUCAUACUUUGUUGAAUGGAUCCCCAACAAUGUGAAGACCGCUGUGUGCGACAUCCCGCCCCGUGGUCUGAAAAUGUCGGCUACCUUCAUUGGUAACUCGACCGCCAUCCAGGAGCUGUUCAAGCGCAUCUCUGAGCAGUUUACGGCUAUGUUCCGUCGCAAGGCUUUCUUGCAUUGGUACACUGGCGAGGGUAUGGAUGAGAUGGAGUUCACUGAGGCAGAGAGCAACAUGAACGACUUGGUGUCUGAAUACCAGCAGUACCAGGAGGCAACCGCCGAUGAGGACGCUGAAUUCGAGGAGGAGCAGGAGGCUGAGGUGGAUGAGAACUAAAAUGUGUCGUCGAACGUUGCGUCAAAAUAAAAACGAGAACAAAAUUAAGUUUAAAAAAAAAUAAUGAUUGUUCUUUUCACGUCGUAGCCCCCAAUAAAGUCGAAAUUAUUUCUUCUAAAAAUCGAAUAAAUUGAA
Drosophila grimshawi is the source of this 1629-nucleotide messenger RNA. It is a transcript of the gene betaTub56D, whose product is annotated as tubulin beta-1 chain. The coding region runs from base 151 to 1494 and encodes 447 amino acids. Gene Ontology annotation, molecular function: structural constituent of cytoskeleton; GTPase activity; GTP binding. Gene Ontology annotation, biological process: microtubule cytoskeleton organization; mitotic cell cycle. The transcript has 2 exons. Gene Ontology annotation, cellular component: cytoplasm; microtubule. The record is from RefSeq and is a predicted model, not a curated record. Lineage: Eukaryota; Metazoa; Arthropoda; Insecta; Diptera; Drosophilidae.